GUCCCCUGCCCAUAAGCAUCCUGUCUAUCUCUAUGUUUAUCUGUUAAUCUCCUGGUUACAUCAGGUCUCAACGCAGAGCACCUUUAAACAGAACACCCUGAGAGUCAAGUCUCUCUCUUUUUGUCUUUCGCUUCCUGUCUUUCUCUCUUUCCUUUCUUUUUCAGAAUGAGAUCUCUGGCCAUGCUGGUCCUCCUCUUCUUCUCUCAGGGUCAAAGUUCAACCCCAGAGGUCGAGAAGAGGUCAACGUGUGAUCAAUGCGACGAACGUCUCUUCUGCAACUGCUCCUCCCGGAACUACCGACACGUUCCCACGGUAACCGUCACCGAGGUCGUAACCCUCGACCUCUCCUUCAACGACAUCAACUCGGUUGCUGAGGACGAUCUGAGAGAGUACACCUGGUUACGAACCCUUGAUCUCCGUAGCAACAGGAUUCAGAGUAUCCACGAAUGGGCCUUCCACCUUCUGCAGGGCCUGGAGUCUCUGGACAUGUCUUAUAACCAGCUGGCUGCUCUGAAUCCGGCCUGGUUCUCCAAGCUCCUCUCCCUACAACACCUCAACCUGCUGGGCAGCUGUUACAGGACCCUCGGCCCUGGAGGGACGUGGUCUCUCUUCAGGUCUCUGACCAGGCUGAGGUUUCUGAGAUUUGGGAACCCUGCUCUGGAGGAGGUGAGGAGAGGAGACCUGGCUGGAGUCAGACAGUUGGACCAGCUGGAGGUCUACGGGAAUAACCUGAAGAGGUAUGACCCUGGAAGCCUGGGUGAUCUUUGGCCUCUAGGGGUCGUGACCCUGCGUCUCCGAGGACCAUUCCAGGACAACACGACACUCGUCUCCUCCAUCCUCCGUGACGUCUCCUACUCAGAAACCUUUCUGGUAGUCGCUGAUGUCCUGCUGUCCGAGAAGACCUCCGUCGCACCGUUCAGAGAGACCAACCGGAGACGGGUGCGGUCCAUAAUGUUCCAGAACGCAACCUUGACGGACGAGGCCAUCGUUCACUUCAUGGAGGUUAUGGACGGGACUUCUCUAGAGUUCUUGGGAGUAGAGGACGCAACGUUCCAUGGUACAGGCUCCUGGACGCCGGCUAGACGGACUCACCUUGACAACCUGGACACAGUCUACUUCAGAAACAUAGAGGUCAUGAAUGUCUAUAAGUUCACUUCCUUCCUGCCUGUGGGGUUUCUACUGAAAAACCUCAGACAGAUCUCUAUCAUUAACUGUAAGGUGUAUGUGAUGCCGUGUCUGAUUGGUCAACGGGGAAUUACAAACCAAUGAAACACAUGUGUCUCCUCCAGGUGUUUUGUGAUGCCGUGUCUGAUUGGUCAACGGGGAAUUACAAACCAAUGAAACACAUGUGUCUCCUCCAGGUGUUUUGUGAUGCCGUGUCUGAUUGGUCAACGGGGAAUUACAAACCAAUGAAACACAUGUCUCUCCUCCAGGUGUUUGUGAUGCCGUGUCUGAUUGGUCAACGGGGAAUUACAAACCAAUGAAACACAUGUCUCUCCUCCAGGUGUUUUGUGAUG
Molecule: messenger RNA, 1517 nt
Organism: Oncorhynchus gorbuscha (pink salmon)
Lineage: Eukaryota; Metazoa; Chordata; Actinopteri; Salmoniformes; Salmonidae
Product: toll-like receptor 2 type-2
Exons: 9
Coding region: 166-1269 (367 amino acids)
Molecular function (GO): protein binding
Source: RefSeq, a predicted model, not a curated record